This is a messenger RNA of Cyprinodon variegatus (sheepshead minnow), 1558 nucleotides long. RefSeq names its product translocase of inner mitochondrial membrane 13 homolog (yeast) (gene timm13). The transcript has 3 exons. NCBI's taxonomy places the organism in Eukaryota, Metazoa, Chordata, Actinopteri, Cyprinodontiformes, Cyprinodontidae. The coding region runs from base 122 to 409 and encodes 95 amino acids. The record is from RefSeq and is a predicted model, not a curated record.
GAGCGACUUCCUUCUCUGUCAAGGGCACCGAAAAUUGCACUAACCCGAGCAGAGGCUGGCUGCACGUGUAACUGUUAAACAGCCUAAUAAAGUGUUUGUCUUUAAUCAGACAUAAGUAGAAAUGGACGGCUUCGGCUCAGACUUCUCAGCAGGAGGUUCCGGCGGUAAAAUAGACACCGGAACCAUCAUGGAGCAGGUUAAGGUCCAGAUAGCAGUGGCUAACGCUCAGGAGCUUUUGCAGAGAAUGACUGAUAAAUGCUUCAAGAAGUGCAUAGGAAAGCCUGGUAGCUCAUUGGACAACUCUGAACAGAAAUGCAUUGCCAUGUGUAUGGACAGAUAUAUGGACGCCUGGAACACUGUCUCCCGAACGUACAACUCCAGGUUGCAGAGAGAACGAGCUCGCAUGUGAAGUUGGGCGGGGAAACAAACUCUCUACCUUCUUCACUUAUUUCGGGUGGCUGCUGCUUUAAAUGAGGACCAGCAUAAUCCAGCACUGGAGGUCCCCCGUUGGGGAAAACGUCAGCAGCGCAACAUACCCCUCUGUCAUUAUCAUUGGCAGGGGUGGCACCUGGACUCCUAUCCACAACGAUCACUGUGGACAUUUUUACUCCUGAGGAAAAGGUCGCCUAUUCAGUUGAAACGUUCCCAUGUAAUAAAUGUAGUAACUCGCAGUGCAAAGUGUUAUGUUUAACUGUUAAACAAUCUGACUCAACAAAAAAUGCUUUACAUGCUAACAAGGGUGCGUGGGAGGAAAAAUGGAAGAAAUCAAAGCCCUGUAUGUGGAGUUCUCCAUCAGCUCUCCAUCUUCACUGUAAAAUAAAGAAAACCUCUCCUAGAACUAAAGUAUACAUUUAUACCCUCUCAUUUAUUAUCCAAAUCGAUGCAUUUUUUUUAUUUUUAUUGAUUCCACUUCUAGAUGAGGCUUGUUGCUGCAGAACAUGACCCUCCUUUGCUCAGACGCUCACAAAUCUUUGGCUUAAAGUCUUAGGUUGGCUGACAGUUGAUGUGUUAAUGCUCUUGGAUAAAGCUUGCCCCUACUGUUAACUCUUGCCAAUACCUGGAGGGAAAGAUCUCUUCCUUGGAAUAUCUCUAUGUCAUUGGGUGCUAUUAGCUUAUAGGUAAACAUAGAACUUAUUAAAUAUCUUCUAGUUAUAAAUACACAACAUUGACAUUUUGGAAAUAUUAGCUGUAACUUCUAAUGAACGAGGUGCCUUUUAAGUUUCUUAGUUGACAUUUUUAGCCUUCUAGUCAGCCUAUAUCAAGCUACAGCUGAAGAACAAAACAGUUUUGUCUGACAUGUUUCCUAUGUGUUAUUCUAUCUGCUACCCGCCCACAGUGGUGGACUUGUUUCAGCCAGGGUCUGACGUGGGUAGGAGACGGCACCGUUCUCAGUUUUGGGAGUAAAUGGUCAUGCAAUGAGGACAAACCCCCCAACUCCACCGCCGCACUCACAUUUUAGAGGAUGAAAAACUGUAAACAUCGACUGCAUAGUGAUUGUGUGCAUAAUUGGGUAAACAAAAUCAAAAAUUCUACAUGUAUCCUAUUAAACAUGAUCAAA